This is a messenger RNA of Sardina pilchardus (European sardine), 3309 nucleotides long. It is a transcript of the gene pcyt1ba, whose product is annotated as phosphate cytidylyltransferase 1B, choline a. Bases 60 to 1148 code for a protein of 362 amino acids. The transcript has 8 exons. Gene Ontology annotation, biological process: CDP-choline pathway. The record is from RefSeq and is a predicted model, not a curated record. Lineage: Eukaryota; Metazoa; Chordata; Actinopteri; Clupeiformes; Clupeidae. Gene Ontology annotation, molecular function: phosphatidylcholine binding; choline-phosphate cytidylyltransferase activity.
GCAAGCAGCCCUGGGCUCGCAGAAAGUUCAGGAGGGGAGACAGCUGCAUCUCACAUAUCAUGGUUGGAAGAAGACGCACAAAAAGAUCACGUAAGACUCUCACGGAGCCGGCCAUAUUUGCUAAGGAGACCAGCUGUGAGUGCCGUGCCCCUCAUGAGAGACUGACCAUCGAGCAAGCCAGACGCGGGACCCCUGUGGACCGGCCGGUGCGCGUCUACGCAGAUGGAAUCUUCGAUCUGUUCCACUCGGGCCAUGCUCGCGCCCUCAUGCAGGCCAAGAACCUCUUCCCCAACUCCUACCUGAUAGUCGGAGUGUGCAGUGAUGAGCUGACGCACAAGUAUAAGGGCUUCACGGUGAUGACGGAGGAGGAGCGCUACGAGGCGCUGCGGCACUGCCGCUACGUGGACGAGGUGGUUCAGGACGCGCCCUGGACACUCAGCCCCGAGUUCCUGGAGCAGCACAAGAUUGACUUUGUGGCUCACGAUGACAUCCCAUACUCUUCAGCAGGAACUGAGGAUGUGUACAAGCACAUCAAAGAAGCUGGUAUGUUUGUGCCGACGCAGAGGACCGAGGGUAUCUCCACGUCUGACCUGAUCACGCGCAUCGUGCGAGACUAUGACGUCUACGCCAGAAGAAACCUGCAGAGGGGCUACACAGCCAAGGAGCUGAACGUCAGCUACAUCAACGAGAAGAAGUAUCGCCUGCAGAACCAGGUGGACCGCAUGAAGGAGAAGGUGCGCACCGUGGAGGAGAAGUCCAAGCACUUCGUCUACCGCGUGGAGGAGAAGAGCGCCGACCUCAUCCAGAAGUGGGAGGAGAAGUCGCGCGAAUUCAUCGGCAACUUCCUGGAGCUGUUUGGCCCCGAUGGAACAUGGAAACAGAUGUUCCAGGAGCGGAGCGGGCGCAUGAUCCAGGCGUUGUCCCCGCGCGGGUCGCCUAGCAACAGCCCUCCACGCGAGCUGUCGCCGCUGCGCUCGCCCUCGCCACCCUCACACUGGGGCCACGCCCACGGGCACACACACACACACACACACACACUCGCCCACGGGCACACACACACACACGCACGGGCGUCCUCGCCCCCCUCCCCUAAAGCCGCCUCCGCCUCCAUCAGCAGCAUGAGCGAGGGAGACGAGGACGAGAAGUGAGCCAACACACACACACACACACACACACACACACACACACACACACACACACACACACACACACACACACACACACACACACACACACACACACACACACACACAAAUACACAUGCAUAUACACCACCCAGACACACAGACACACACACUUAUACAUACACAGUCACAAAUAUACACACGUAUGUGUGCACCCUCUGUCUCUCUCUCUCUGUCUCUCUCUCUCACACACACACACACAGACAUAUGCACACAGUCAUAUGCACACACACAUCACACGUCACACUUGUACUGUAUGUAGAGCUUAUCAAAAACCCUUUUCCAUCACACACACACACACACACACACAGAAAUGCUAACCAAACCCCACAUGCACACAUGCACACACACACACACAGAGACAGACAUGCUUAUUGAUUCCAUCAUCGUACCUCUGUCCACACCCAAAUGUCAUCUCAAACACACACACACACACACACACACAUACUCCAUCAGACUUGCCUGUAGAGCCUGUCAACUCCUCCCCACAGAUAUCAGCAAUAACACACACACACACACACACACACACACACACAGACACACACACACGCACGCACACACACACACUAUCAGACAUGCUUAUUGAUUCCAUCAUCUUACCUCUGUCCACACCCACAAACACACUUGCUUGAAAACCUCACCUCUCGCAAACACACACACCUGUUCCGUCAGACUUGCCUGUAGAGCCUGUCAACUUCUCCCCACAGACAUCAGCACAAACACACACUUACUGUACACACACACACACACACACACACAAUUACACACCGGCAGCAAUGACUGAAUGCUAUAUAUGAUGCUAAACCAUACAAACUCAUCAAUGGACUACAGACGACAUAAAGCUGAUCACCUGGACUGAUACAGAGAGGCAUUGCAGUAUUGGCAUCAGCCUGAGAGCAUCUCGACUGUCUUUGCCUGCAGUGCAGACGGACGCAGAGUGGGGACAUGACUAAGGCAGAGGGAGAGGGUGGACAUGUAGAGAAUGAGAGCAGUGGAGAUCUGAAUAUGUGUGUGUGUGCAGGUAGAAGAGAAUGAGAGCAGUGGAGAUCUGAAUAUGUGUGUGUGUGUGUGCAGCUAGAAGAGGACCCUACUGCUUUUUUAUGUUCAUUUUGCAGUUUAGCGUAGAACAACAGUGUGGGGAGUGGACACCAUUGAGGCCAGUCCAUCAGAGAUGCAGUCUGGUGUAGGAUAGCAGGGGACGCCCUGUUGCCUUGGACACAGAGCAGGGCACAGUUGGGGGCAGCACUGGUCAGCCUUUUAGGAUUGGUCUUGCAGGACUCCAUCAGAAGGGUGCAACGUAGAAUCUUACAGAGUUCUAAGUAGAACCUUCUAAUGAAGGGUUCCUUUGUGGAACUCGUUGAGUAUUCUUUGUGUAGCAUUGUAGCGAUUCACUGUUGCAGCAGUGAGUAACCGUAAAGAGGAAGACAGAGCCUAAUUUAGACACGGGUUCUUUGUGGCAAAGGUUCUCUGCUCGUCACUAUCUUUUGAAAGAGCUUGCUGAGAACCUUUUUAGAGUGCCAGGGAGCUGCUCGAAACAUCACUGACAUCAAGAGCAUUUUCAAUUCUUUGUCAUUUGUUUUUGGUGUGUGUAUCGCAAACAGAUUAGCAUCAGGUUGUAUCCUUGGCUUGUAGGCAUUAUGCAAUGUGUCCAUGCUGUUGUACUGUAUAUAUCCAUCCAGAUCAGACGCCGGUCUGAAUGAGGGACUGUUUGUGUUUGAAUGAUUUCAGAUUGUGUGAGCACACCUGGGCUGAGGUCACAGGUCACAGGGCUCCGCUCCUCCUGUCCUCUUGCAGGUCUGACCGCAGAGUAGCCGCACCCACCUGCUGCACUAUCACACACACACACACACACACACAAACACACACACACACACACACUUCUGAACAAACACACACACACACACACACACACACAGACUUCAAAAAUAUGAUGUCAAUCUGAUCAAAUGUACGCACACACACACGCACAUGCGCACACACACACACGCACACACGCACACACACACACACAAAGCCAUUUCCACCUAGAGAUACUGUAAUGUGUAUGCAAUGUAUGGAACCUUGCACUCUGUACAAAUGUGUUUUAUUCUGUUUGAUUUUUAUGAUCUUAUUUUUAUGUAUGAUU